Messenger RNA from Alligator sinensis (Chinese alligator), 1004 nucleotides. RefSeq names its product glycophorin C (Gerbich blood group) (gene GYPC). Gene Ontology annotation, cellular component: cortical cytoskeleton; membrane. The record is from RefSeq and is a predicted model, not a curated record. NCBI's taxonomy places the organism in Eukaryota, Metazoa, Chordata, Crocodylia, Alligatoridae. The coding region runs from base 173 to 451 and encodes 92 amino acids. The transcript is spliced from 4 exons.
UCCCCUGCUCGCUGCAAUCGCAGUUGCAAAGGGGUCAGGAACUAGGCAAGGAGCGCCUGAACAAGAGCAGCUUUCUCCUGCCCUUCCAGCUGUUGUGUUCAAUCCAGCCUCCGGUCCUGAACAGGGCAGAGAGACCGUCAGCAUACAUAAGGCACGGUUGAAGGCAUAAGUUAUGAGUUACCCAAACAGUACAUCCUCACUGUUGGACGAUAUUGGGGAUUCUUCAACUAGGACAGAUGUUAUUGUCAUUGCAGGCGUUAUUGCAGCAAUUGCUUUUGUCCUCACCUGCCUGGUGAUUGUGAUGCUUCGGUACCUGUACAGGCACAAAGGCACCUACCACACCAACGAGGCAAAGGGAACUGAAUUUGCCGAAAAUGCAGACACCGCUUUGAAAAACGACCCUGCUCUCCAGGAGGCGGUGGAUGAGAGCAAAAAGGAAUAUUUCAUCUGAGAGUUAAAGAGUCCACAUGAAGACUUUCUUCAUGCUCCUUUCCCCAAGGGAAUCAAUCAGAAGCACUGCAUCCACGGCAACUUCAAAAGAUGGAUAUUGCAAGGGUAUAGGCAAGCCUCCUAAUUGAAAUGCUACUUCUUUAUUCUUCCCCAUGAUGAACUGAAUGCCAGAUACUUGGCUGUUGAUUUUAUUAGCAGCACAGCUGGUCACAGUUGAAUUCAAUAUCAGAUAAGAAGAAACAAAAUCUCAGUAUGAGUGAUAUACCAAUACUAGAUAAUGAUAUCAAAUGUCAAACCUUGACAUUUGGUGAAAAUAACAGCUGCCAAUGGAAAACAUUCACUCAAAGUUAAUGAUGCAUCCUACGCUGAUAUUAUACAGGACUACCUGAAAAUGAAAUUCAAAUGGCAAUAGAACAAAUGCUAAACCAGAUAAAGCUGAGGUUACCAGAACAAAUAUUGAUUUGUAGUCCGGAUUUUUCCCCUUUAAAUGUGUGCAUUUCCAAGUGUGAGGAUCUGAGGGCCUUGGGGGGAGAGAAGUUUUUAGAUUUUUGUUU